This is a messenger RNA of Cavia porcellus (domestic guinea pig), 9998 nucleotides long. RefSeq lists its product as uncharacterized. The record is from RefSeq and is a predicted model, not a curated record. NCBI's taxonomy places the organism in Eukaryota, Metazoa, Chordata, Mammalia, Rodentia, Caviidae.
UCCUGCACCUGCCCACCAGUGUUUUCCUCUCGUUUGGGAGCCCGGCCGCCUGGACCUGCUCUGCCUGGAUGCGUCACUUACCACAGUGGAGCUGCCUCAGUCCCACCUGUGCCACAGCAUGUCACGUUGCCCUCACCUGCAGAGCCAGACCUGACCUGGCAAACAAACAGUGCCAAGGCCUCAACUCAGGGAAUCAUUCACAGCCUGAGGAGCCUCAGGGACCACAGCACUCUGCCCCCAGCUAACCUGCAAGAUGUGGACAGCUCUCAUAUUUUUGCAUUUUUGCUUUGUCCUUAUCUGGAAGCCAGACACAAGUCGCCAAUCCCCACAUGUGUGUGGCAGGCCCCAAUCACAGCUGUCCCUGGGUUUCCUUCUCUCAGCUCGCCUCAUGCACCAGUGUCAAGUACCAAUGCAUCUCCAAGAACAAUAGCAAGGGCGACGUUGGCCACGAUUGCCCAUACUGCUUCUGUGGAGCUCCUCCAGCAUCCUCAGUUCCUCAGCACACACACUCACUCCACGGGAACUCUGCAUCCUCUGUGGAUCCCCAGGGAUAAGGUCCCUCCAGUCGGGUCAGUUGCCCAGCCAGAGUUUAGCACUCCAGGUAGGUUUACAUCUCCCCCCUCAAACACCACUCCAGAGGCCACCACUGUCCCUUAUAUGGCUUUGAUGUCUUCCACAUCAGUGGCCACAAUCCAGGCACAAGCUAAGGAGCCAACCACCAGCACAGUGCCAGUGCCUUCUGCCAAUCCGACCCCUGAGGUGGAAGCCACAUCCCCCAAAACACUUGUCAAAUACCCAUGGAACUGGAAGGCCAACCACUCCCCCAGACAUCAGAGCAGGUGGAGACUAAAGACACAUCUGGAACUGGCUCUGAUGUAUGAUACCGCCAGGAAUCUGGUGCAGAGACCUGACUGCCAGUACCUACUAGUCACUACUGAGAGCGUGUCCCCAUCCUCAGUGAUCAAAACAUCCCUUGUUUUGAUGCUUAUAGUUGGGGUGACUUUUGUCAUCAUCUUGGUUUGGUUUACCCUGCAAGCCUACAAGAGCUACAAGAAGCAGGAUUACACACAGGUGGUUUAUCUAAUCAAUGGAAGGUAUGCAGACUUUUAGACAUGAGUGUAGGCUGGGACUGGCUUGGAACCACCACAGUUUGGGGCAAGUCCAGCCUCUUCCUCUGCCUUCUGUUUUGCCUCUGAGACCCAACCAAAAGCUUCCAGAUCCUUUUGGUGCAAUUUUGGAGAUAUGCAAGAUGCUUAGACACAUUUAACCACUGUCAGAUUAAUUCCAUGGUUACAAAAGAGUUGCUACUGUUUUAUAUUUAUUUUUGUAAACUAUCAUGAGCCAAGAGCAUAUGAGAAUUCUGCUGUGGGAUGGGUGGGGUGGGCACAAGUCCUGGACCACGUGUCCCACAGUGUGUCAGAAUUAGAGUAAUGGCUGCUCUCCACUUAAAAAAUUAUAAAGAACAGAAAAUAUAACUGUUAUCUCAGGGCAUCCAGUGGCACAGUUUAUAAAAAUGACUACCUCUCUCUUGUGGACAGAUAUAAUAUUGUUCUGCAUUUACAACAGAGUAUGCUGUCAGGUAUUGAUAUGCAUUUACUUCCAUUUUGCUAUGGAGUUUUAAUAUCUAAAUUUGUAAGAUUUAAAAAAUAUAUAACCAUUGGGAAGCUUUUCCUUUUCCAUUUACAGUUUUUAUUUUCUGUAGCUUGAGAGAGAACUUCAUUGUUACUGCCUCAAUGAAACUAAUUGUGAGGUAAAUCCUUGGUCAGGUGGCUGGAGAUAUGAAUGGGGAAGUGGCUAGAUCUCUCUUUUUUAAAAAUUUUAUUUAAGGAGAAAAAGAAAAAAAAACCAAAAAGGAUACAAGUUAUACAGAAUUUCAGAAAAAAUAAACAAUAGGAAAUCACUAGUUAAUAGAUUACAUAUUGUUAUCUUAGAAAAAGUUGUUCAAGUUACAAAAUCAAAGCAUAUAAAGUGGACUUUAAAACAGUGAGACUGCAAACAGUUUUGUUCAAUGAUCCAACAAAACUCAGUAAUAUGGUUAUCUAUCUCAUACACUUAAAUAUAUAUGCAGUUAUAUCCUUUAGAGCACUUUCUUUUCUUUUCUUUUGUACAAUGACAAUUACACAUUUUGGGUUUUAUUACUCCCACAGUUCUUAUUACUUUUUUUGAAGAGAGUAAAACCAAAUGUGACAUAACAGAACAGAGUCAGUCAAAUCAAAAGGAUGGACAAAAUAGAUAAUGUAAAAACAAAAUACAAGGUGAUCAACAAUGGUUACCAUACUGCCUCUUGCUAUUUUAAGAAGAACUGCCUAUAUUAUCAGUUAUAAUAAAAUUGAACAAAACAGUAAAGAAUAAAACCAAAACAUUGGAGACAUUACAGGACUUUAAAAGAAGAUAAUAGCCAGAAUGGGCAUCAUAAUGAAUCUUGUUGUCUUCACAGUUAUUGCCUAUACUUUUGAACUUGGUACUAUCAAGCAAAGCAGAAUAGGGGAAAAUCAGUCAAAACAAGAUGGUGAGGGUUAUACAGGGUUUCAAAUCAAGUUAAUAGGAAAUCAAAAUGGGUUACUCUAAUGUAUCCUGCUAUUUUUAUUUAUUUUUCCCUUAAUUAAAAAGAUAAAAAUAAAAAAGUAAAUAAAAAAGGAGAUUGAGAUAAAAGAGGGCAUAACAACCAAACAGCGCAGGUCAAAACAUAACCAUUUAAGCAAAAUAGUGUUUCACCACAAGAUAUCCUGACGUAAAAUAGUUACCAUAGUGUCUCUUUCCUUGAAAUCUUUCGAGUAUAACUUCGUAUACUGUAGCACCAAACAUAUCAAGAAAAUGUAAAACCAUUCAAGAGAAUGCCAGUAUCACAUGGUAUUUAGAACCAACUAACUUUUGCAAGUUGUUGUUAUUGGUUUCCACCGUGUGUUGGCUGGCUGGUGUCCUGGUAGAAGAACACGUCCCCAUAUGUGAUGUGGUGAUGAUGCAGAGGAGUCUGUGUAGGUUUUACCAGCUGUGUAACUUUGUCUACAGACACAUCCCGCAGUCAGAAUCAGCAGGCCUUGGAAAUCAUUUUCCAAAUCGAGGCUUCAUUUAUGGUGGGGUCUGUCAUAUGGAAGAUACCUGAUGAGUGAAGCAAUGACUGACCAAUGCAAUGUUUCUGGGAGUCAGAAGAGGCUGUUUAUACUUCAAGAUGAAAGUGGGAAAGGAAAUCAGCAAAAUGAGCAAAGGCUUUCAAGAAAAGGUCAGAUUUAAAUUAUGACAAAGCGCUAAGCUUUGGAGGUGUGCCGCUGGUGCCAGCAAAUAUUAGGGAAGCAAAUAUUAGGAAGAAUGAUAGGAUGGAAAUCAUCAGCAUCCCUCCACAUGAGAGCAGUUAGACUGAAAGAAGGUUUCUGAAAAGGAGGAAGUAGGGAGUGGUUCAAAGAUGGUUUGGGGGCAGUCUUGGAAAGCCUAAUUCAUAGCUAAGUGCAGGGCAUUUGAACCCUUCUCUAAAGGAAGGUAGUGUUGGCUUUUUCUCUAUAAAAACUUUUUAAUGAGAUGAAGUUACAUAAGCCACUUUAAGCACAGUGGCAUUUAGUACACUGAGUGAUUUUUAAGUAGGAGAGUGACUUGAUCAGCAGUGUGACUCACAGUGUACUGUGCAGCAGUCCAGAGGUGGAUUGGAGAUGGACUGAGAAGGGGAGAGAAAGCAUGAUUGGGAAACCACUGUUAGAAUCUAGGCUGCAGUGGUGUAAAAGAGGGAAGUAACAGUAAGGAUGGAGAGAAGGGGACAGGGGAAAGUUGAUGGAGAAAGAUUCCAAAGAGUAGAUAGAUGGUGAGGUAGAAAAGGAAGGAAGAGGAGGGAGAGGAGAGGUCAUCCAGGAAUGAAGACUGUGGACUUGGAAACCAUCUGUGUAAAAAUCAUAGGUAAAGCUUGAAGAUUGAGGAAGGUUAACAAAGAUACCAAUGUAGACAGAUAAAGGGCGUAAAGUAUAUAUGGUUUGGGAAGACUUAAACUUUCAGGGAUGAAACGAAGGGAAAUAUUUUCAAUGUAUAAUAUAUGAGUGUUUAGAAAAAUUGAACUAGAAGAGUUUGUAAGACAGAAGAUUGGAGAAAAUAUAAGAAUCUGAUCAAAUACUGAAGGAAGGGGCUGGGGAUUUAGCUCACUGGCAUUAGUGCCUGUCUGGCAAGUGUGAGGUCACAUUAAGUCACCAGCACCAAAAAAAACCCCAAAAAGAAAAAAAAAAAAAAACCGAAGGAAGAUUGAAAAUCUUAAAAACUUGAGGGAGGCUAUUAAUUUUGAUAACAAAAAUGUUGGUCAUUUAAAAGAGUUACAGAACUUUGUAAGAAAGAAGUAGGCCAAGAAUUUUGUCACUGAAAGGGAGAGAGACAGAAGAGCCAUUAACCUCACAGGAAGAGCUUUAGGUUCUAGGAGAAGGAAAGACUAAAGAGGGGGAAGGGUUCAGGGAAGAAAGGAAUAGUGAGCUGGAGGAUCCAAGAAAGGGAAGAUUGGAAGGAGCAAAAUCACUGAAUAUUUGGAAUAAGGGAAUGAAGUCAUAAAUUUGUGACAACAAAAGCAAGAAUUGCUAUAUAAAGAAAUAAUUGGAGAAUAUAAAAUUGGAUCUAAAAAAUUGAGAGCUUGUUGUUACUGACUUUGUUUCAGUAGAGUAAGGAAUUGAUUACUUUAUAGGUGAAGUGCAGGAGCUGGGAGCAGGGGUACAGGGUGAGUAGGUGGAAGCGGGAGUUGAGGGUCUGGUGUCAUAGAUGGGAAGAAGGGGUCGAGAGCACAAACGAUCUUGUGAUAAAUACUUCAUGCAUUUGCAAUAGUGACAUCAUCUGCCUCCCCCAUCCCCACUGCGAGUUUGGAAUGUGUUGAUGUGACGGAAUGUGAGAAUCAAGAAAUUUUAGAGUAUCAUUGAGAAGAUAAAUGAAUCUGGUAGCCUAUUGAUCUUUUCUAUUUAAGUAACAUAGAAUUUUGCCUGUAUGUGUAAUUUUCAGAAAGAAAUACCUUGUGCUAGCAUAGCUGACCGAGACAGUUUCUGGUAUGUAUUUCUCAUAAUUAAUGAGGCCCUAGCAGAGACACAUCUGUUUGGAGUUUGGAGAGGUUUUAACUUUAAUUUCAGAGUAUUAGAUAGGAAGUAUCAGUCUAGGGCUGACAGCACUUGCCUGGUAUGCACGAGGCCCUGAGGUCCCAGCAUUUCCAAAAUUAAAAAUUUUUUUUCUCUGAAUACUCAGUGAGUAAACUACUUAAAUUUGUAGGCCACAUACUGAUUCUUCAUGUUUUUUUUCUUUGUUUACUGUCACAAUCUUUUUAAGAACAUUAAAGGCCAUUUUUAGCUGAGAGGCAGUGGCAUAACAGAUCAUGGCCUAUGGUUUGCCUAUCUUGAUAUAGAAAAAGAAAACAGAAUUGUGUGAAAUGAGCCCAUGGUCAGAUGUAUAUGGGGAAAGAACUAGAGAUGUAUGCCUGGGAAUUUCAGUAUUGCAAUUUUUAAUUGAAUUUGGAUUUAUUUUGUUAGCCAAACUGAGUAAUUUUUAAUUUUUUUAAAUUAUAAAGUUGGUGGUUUGUUAAACAACUUGGGACUACCAUAAAAAAUAUAGUUACAAAAUCAUGGAGAGAAAUAGGACUUCUUAAAUAGUGAAAUAAACUCAUUUCUCUAUGACAGUGAGGAGAGGAUACUUGGAAAACUACCAGAAUCAGUGUUUCCAAGACUCUGGAGGUUAACUCAAAGCUUACAGCAAUGUAAGGAACAUAAAUUGAACAAAAGAUGCAGAACCCUCCUAAAGAACCAUGGGGUUUGUGAUGUUUUAUCUUUUUCUAUCUCCGUUUCCACUUCCCAGCCUGUGCUGUCUUUGGAAACAAGUAGCUUUCCAGUGAUGGAGGGAUGGACUGAGCUUGGAACUCUUCAGAAGGCCCCACACCAAGGGCAGUGUCCCAUGGAUCUGUCUCAUGGUUCCCUAUAGCCUCAGUCAUGAAGUGUGUGCUGGGCCAUCUCUCGUGCCUGGGUCUGGGAGCUCAGGAGAGCUGACAGUUCUUCAGGGAGGUGUAGGUGGGGAUUUCAGGUGUGCUGGUGAGGAAGAGCUUUGCUACCUUUAACCAUAUUCUUUUUUUUAGUUAGAGAAAAAAAGAAAAACAGAAAAAAGAGUAGAAAUAAUACAGAAUUUCAAUAAAAACAGUAAGAAAUCACUAGUUGAUAAGUUAUAUAUUGUUAUCUUAGAAGUACUUGCUCGUCACAAAAUCAAAGUAUAAAAAUUGGACAGUCAAUCACAGUAUAAAACAUUCUGCUUGAUAAACUAACAAAAACUUAGUACUACGGUUAUCUAUCUUGCAUACUUAAACAUACUUAUACUUAUAUCCUUUAGAGCACUUUCCCUUUCAUUAUCACAAUAUCUAUUGUACAUUUUGGAUCUUAUUACUCUUUCAGUUUAUUAUUUUUUUAUACUAGAGAGAUAAUACAAUAUUUCUAAAUAUGAAUCUGAUUUAUUUUACUUAUGGGGAUAGUCUCAAGUUGCCUCCAUUUACCUAUAAAAGCCUCAAGAUUAUCCUUCUAUAUAGCUGAGUAAUAUGCUAUUGUAUAAAAAUACCACAUCUUUUUCAUCCAUUCUCUGUUUGAUGGGCAUUUCGAUUGUUUCCAAGAUUUAGCUAUUACAAAUUGCACUGCUAUACGCAUGGGGGCAUAUAUAUUGCUGAGACAUGACCUUUUCAAUUAGUGGGAAAAUGCACAGGAGGGGAGUAGCUGGAUUGAAUGGAACUUAUAAUCCUUUUGAGGUUCCUUUAAUUCCUUUUGAGGAAUCUUCAUACUGAUUUCCAGGGUGGCUGCACCAGCCUACACUCCCACCAACAGUGUAGGAAUGUUUUUUUUUCUCCACAGCCUCACCAACAUUUGUUAUGAAUUGAUUUCUUGAGGGCAGCCAUUCUUUCUAAAGUGAGAUGAAAUCUCAAUGCUGUUUUAAUUUGCAUUUCUGAAAUGACCAGUGAUGGUGGACAUUCUCCAUGUAUUUAUUUGUCCCUCGUAUAUCUUCAUCUCAGAAAUGUGUGUUCAUCUCUGAUGCCCAUUUGGAGAAGGUCUUUGAAUUUGAGGGGUUUGAUGUUUUUCAAUUCUUUAUAUGUUCUGGAUCCAAAUCCUUUGUCUCAGUGGCUGCUGGCUAAAAUUCUUUCCCAUUCUGUGGGGUUUUGUUUCACUUUGUUGGUGACUUCUUUUAAAGUACAAAACGUUUUGAAUAGCGUGAGAUCCCAGUUGUUGAUUCUUUGAAGUACUUCCUGUGUUUUGUGUUUUGUUCAUGAAUUCUUUGGCUACCCUUAUGUCUCCAAGAUUUCUACCUACCUUGUCUUCAAGUAGAUAAAGUGUUUCUAUUUUAGUGUUUAGAUUUUUGAUCCAUUUUGACUUUAGUUUUGUGCAUGGUGAUAGGUGUGGGUCUAGUUUUUGUCUUUGGCAUGUGGAAAGCCAGUUUUCAACACCAUUUAUUAAAGAGGCUAUCCUUCUUCCAGUGAACAUUGUUAGCCCCUUUAUCAAAUAUAAGGUAGCUGAGUCUUUGGAGUUGUGUUUGCAUCUUCUAAUCUGUUCCAUUGAUUCUCAGGGCUUAUUUCUUUGCCAGUAUCAUGCUGAUUUUAUCACUGCAGCUUGUAGUAUAAUUUCAAGUCAGGGAUAGAUAGGUAUGAUUCCUGCCUUUCUUCCAUACCCAGGAUUGCCUUUGCUAUUCAAGGGCUCUUCUGUUUCCAAAUGAGCUUUAGAAAUGUUUUGUAUAGCUCUGUGUGGUAUGUUAAUGGUACUUUGAUUGGUAUUGCAUUAAAUGUGUAUAACAGUUUUGGAAGUAUGGCCACUUUCAAAAUGUUGAUUCUUCUCAACUAAAAGCAAAGAAUAUCUUUCCAUUUUCUGACAUCCUCUUCAAUCUCCUUUUUUAGAGUACUAUAGUUUUUAAUGUAUAGGUCUUUUACAUCCUUUGUUAGGUUGAUUCCUACAUGUUUCAUUUUUUAGAUACUGUUGUGAAAUUAUUUCCAUAAUUUCUUAGUGAAUUUUCCGUUUGUAUACAGGAAUGCUAUUGAGUUUUGAGUGUUGACCUUAUAUCCAGCUACAUUGCUGAAUUUGCUUAUUAACUCUAAUAGUCUUUUGGUGGAGUUUUUGGGGUGUUCUAUGUAGAGUAUCAUGUCACCUGUAAACAGUGAUAAUUUAACUUCUUCCAUUUCUAUUCUCACCCCUUUUAUUUCUCUUUUCUGUCUAAUUUCUCUUGCUGUUUCCAGAGCUAUAUUACAUAAGAGUGGUGAUAGUGGACAUCCUUGUCUAGUUCCUGAUUUUAGAGUGAAAGAUUUCAGUUUUUGUACAUUUCAUAUGAUGUUGGCUGUUGGCUUUUCAUAGAUGGCUUUUAUCAGAUUGACCUAGAGACCAUCUAUUUUGAUCUUCUGUAGAGAUUUUAUCAUGAAAAAGUGUUGGACUGUAUCAAAAGCUUUUUUUUCAUCUGUUAAGAUGAUCAUGUGUUUUUUGUUUUUGGCUCUGUUGAUCUGGUGUAUUACAUUUAUUGAUUUGCAUAUGUUAAACCAUCCUUGCAUUCCUGGGAUAAAUUCCACUGGUCAUGGUCUAUAAUUUUCUUGAUGAUUUUGCUGCAUUCCAUUUGCUCAUAUUUUAUUGAGAAUUUUUUGCAUUUGAUGUUCAUUAGGGGAAUUGGCCUAUAACUCUCCUUUUUGGUUUAGUCUUUCUUUGAUUUUGGUAUCAGAGUAAUACUUGCCUCCACGAAUGAGUUAGGGAGAAUUGCUUCCUUUUCAAUUUCAUUAAAGACUUCAAGGAUUUUUGGAAUAAAAUCUUCUCUAAAUUUCUUCCAGAAUUUAGCUCUGAAUCCAACAGGACCUGGGCUUUUCUUUGUUAGUAAGUUUUUAAUUAUGUUUUCAAUUUUAGUAACUGAUAUUGGAUCAUUCAAAAUUUUUAUAUCUUCUUGAUUCAGCUUUGGUAAUUUACAUGUUUCUAGGAAUCUGUCCAUUUCUCUGUGCUUUCCACCUUAUGUAAGUAAAGAUUUUCAAAGUAGGGACAGGGAUUUAGCUCAAUGAUGUAAGUGCCUGCCUGGCAAGCGUGAGGUGGUGAGUUCGAUCCUGGUACCAAAAAGAAAAAAAAAAGAUUUUCAAAAUAGAUAUUCAUGAUCUUCUGAAUAGCCAGAAGAUCUAUAUUAAUUUCACCCUUUUCAUUCCUUAUUGCGCAAGUCUGGGUUUUUUCUUUCUUUUCCUCAAUAAGGUUGACUAGGUGUUUAUCAAUUUAGUUUGCUCUUUCAAAGAACCUACUCUUCAUUAAUUCUUUGUGUUGUUUUCUUAGUCUCAGUUGUAUUAAUUUCUGCUCUAAUCUUCAUAAUUUUCUCCCUUCUAUGAGCUUUUGUCUUUCCUUGCUCUUCUUGAUUAUGUGUUUUUUGUUUUUGGCUCUGUUGAAGUGGUGUAUUACAUUUAUUGAUUUGCAUAUGUUAAACUAUUCCUGGAAUAAAUCCCACUUGGUUGAGAUGUAUAAUCUUCUUGAUGAUUUGCUGUAUUCUAUUUGCCAGUAUUUUACUGAGAAUUUUUGCAUCGAUGUCCAUUAGGGAAAUUGACCUAUAGUUCUCCUUUGUGGUUGGGUCUGUCUCUGCUUUUGGUAUCAGAGUAAUACUUGCUUCCAGGAAUGAGUUAGGGAGGAUUGCUUCCCUUUCAAUUUCAUAGAAGAGCUUAAGCAGUAUUGGCAUCAAACCUUCCCUAAAUUUCUUGUAGAAUUCAGUCAUGAAUCCAUCAGGACCUGGGCUUCUCUUUGUUGGUAAGUUUUUAAUCAUGUUUUCAAUUUCAGUAGCUGUUACUGGGUUAUUCAAAAUUGUUAUAUCUUCUUGAUUGAGCUUUGGUGAUUCAUAUGUUUCUAGAAAUCUGUCCAUUUCCUCUGUGUUUUCACCCUAUGUGACUAGAUUUUCAAAAUAGGUAUUCAUGAUCUUUUGAAUUUGCAUGGGAUCUGUACUGAUUUCUCUAUUUUAAGUCUUUUUUUGUGUGGAUUUGAGUUUUAUUUUUUUCUUAAUAAGGUUGGCUAGAGGUUUAUCAAUUUUGUUUAUUCUCU